This is a messenger RNA of Ochotona curzoniae (black-lipped pika), 600 nucleotides long. RefSeq names its product lysozyme g1 (gene LYG1). The transcript is spliced from 5 exons. The record is from RefSeq and is a predicted model, not a curated record. Gene Ontology annotation, cellular component: extracellular region. NCBI's taxonomy places the organism in Eukaryota, Metazoa, Chordata, Mammalia, Lagomorpha, Ochotonidae. Gene Ontology annotation, molecular function: lysozyme activity. The coding region runs from base 1 to 600 and encodes 199 amino acids. Gene Ontology annotation, biological process: peptidoglycan catabolic process; defense response to Gram-positive bacterium.
AUGUGUGUCCUGUGGCUACUCCUGGGUCUCCUUGCACUGGCUGCCUCAUCUGAAAGCAGCAACUGGGGAUGCUAUGGCAACAUUCGAACCUUGGACACCCCCGGAGCGUCUUGUGGGAUUGGAAGACGUUAUGGUCUGCCCUACUGUGGAGUCCGUGCUUCUGAAAGGCUGGCGGAAAUAGACAUGCCACGCCUCCUGAGAUAUCAACCCAUGAUGCGAACCGUGGGCCAAAGGUACUGUGUGGAUCCUGCAGUCAUUGCUGGAGUCUUGUCCCGGGAGUCUCAAGGUAGUAACGUUCUGGUCCAUGUGGGCUCCGCAGAUGAUGGAAUCAGAGCGGCGCAGGUAACCGGGCCAGCCCUUUAUGCUCCCACAUCUUGGAUCAGUGAGCCCCAGGUUUCCCAGCUGACUGAGGUCCUGACUGCCAGAAUCAAAGAAAUCCAGAGGAGAUUUCCCACCUGGACCCCCGACCAGUACCUGAGAGGUGGACUCUGUGCCUACAGCGGUGGUCCCGCCUACGUCCGAAGCACCCAGGACCUGAGCUGCGAAUUCUGCAAUGAUGUCCUUGCUCGAGCCAAAUACCUCAAGAGACAUGGCUUCUAG